AAACCGACAUGAAAACUUUCAAUAUUUUGUAUUAUUAUAUUCACCAUCUUUUAUGAUUGAUAACUAGUUUACAAGGUCAUCUGUUUAUAAGAUAUCGUUCAAGCUUAUUUAAGUGGCGUGUAUUAUCUAACCUUGAUUUAUAGCAACCUAAACUUCAAUUCGUAGAAAUAGUUUCGUUUUCGUUGUAAAGGAAAUUAGAAUUUAUUCCUGGAUGCAUUUUAGCGUAAGUUGGACAAAAUGAUUUGGCAGAAAUUAACGAUAACUACAAGAUUAACUAUAUGUGGAUUAAUUCAGUUGACUUCAGGCGGGAAUAUUUCUAUACAGAAACCCGGUAAUCAGACUGGUGAGAAGCCAUAUGAAUGUGGUAGAAAUGUUACACUCACUUGUAAGUUUAAGAAGAACACAUUUGCCAUUGUGUGGAUGAAAGCAACCGAUAUUAAACCAAUUGCAAAAUGUACGCAAAAUAAUUGCUUUUUAACCUCUGAAAAUAACGGACAGUACACGUUUACAUAUGAUAUUCAGGGCAUCUUCAAUUUGACAGUUAUAGAGAUAACCAAGAAAGACAACGGGAGAAAGUUGAUUUGUUCAGAUGGUUCUGACAGCGAUUAUGAAGUUAUACAAGUUUCAGACUAUGAGCCUCUUCUUUUUGAAGAUACAAUAAAUGGGACUGUCAGGGCGAUAUCGGGUUGUAUAUCUCAAGACAUUGAAGUUUCUUUUAAAUGGAUAAAGGUGUCAGUUAGUAGUGGCAUUGAGGAGGAAAUAAUUCCAACAAUUCAUGAUGAUUAUACAAGAAAUUGUUCGAAUGAUUCUGAUUGCGGGUAUGAUCAGCAAGUACAGUAUUCAGAGAUGAUUUCUGCCAAAUCUAAUGACAAUGGGAAAUAUGUUCUGAAAGUCUUAGCGGUAUUUGGAAAUGAAAGCAAAGAGUCAUGCAAUACUGCUUACAAGUACAUGAUUGAAGAACAUGAUAAUAAACGGACCAACAAUGAAACGGUUAUUGGAUUUGUUGUUACUGGUGGUUUUCUUGGAGUUUCAAUUGCAAUUCUUCUGUUGUGGAAAUGUCGGAAAAGACGAAGGAAAGAAGAAGAGGAAUUUUGUCCGCAAAAGCUUAGCGAACAAUACACACAAAAGAAGUUAAACGAAAAAAGAGAUACUUCAACCAAACCACUGUUUGAAGAACAAGGCGAUUCAUGAAUGAAAAAGUCAAAAGAGCUAAGAGAAACCACCGUCCAUCU
Ruditapes philippinarum (Manila clam) is the source of this 1232-nucleotide messenger RNA. RefSeq lists its product as uncharacterized. NCBI's taxonomy places the organism in Eukaryota, Metazoa, Mollusca, Bivalvia, Venerida, Veneridae. The record is from RefSeq and is a predicted model, not a curated record. The transcript has 7 exons. Bases 238 to 1191 code for a protein of 317 amino acids.